Molecule: messenger RNA, 756 nt
Organism: Impatiens glandulifera
Lineage: Eukaryota; Viridiplantae; Streptophyta; Magnoliopsida; Ericales; Balsaminaceae
Product: copper transporter 5-like
Exons: 1
Coding region: 91-552 (153 amino acids)
Biological process (GO): copper ion transmembrane transport; intracellular copper ion homeostasis
Cellular component (GO): plasma membrane
Molecular function (GO): copper ion transmembrane transporter activity
Source: RefSeq, a predicted model, not a curated record
UUGGCUGAAGAUCCUUCAUUCUCUCUCUACAUCAUCGGCGACGACCGGCGACGGCAACGGCGACGGCGAGCUUCAAUUCAAGCAGCAAAGAUGAUGCACAUGACUUUCUAUUGGGGAACAACGGUAACUCUAUUGUUUGAUUUCUGGAAAACUGAUUCAUUGAUCAGUUACAUCCUCACGCUCCUUGUUUGUUUCCUCUUCUCAACUUUCUACCAAUACCUCGAAGAUCGUCGUCUCCGAUUCAAAUUACAAUCUCUUAACAGUUCUAAAACAGUAAUAAAUUCAUCUCCAUCUCCCGGAGCAUCGAUCGAUUCUCCUCUCCUCCUAUUCCGACGAGGAGGAAGAUGGAGCGUUGUUAAGGUAGGAGGAUCUGUUCUAUUUGGAAUCAAUUCUGCCCUAGGUUACUUUAUGAUGCUAGCGGUUAUGUCGUUCAAUGGAGGUGUGUUUAUAGCUAUUGUAUUUGGUCUUGCUGUUGGAUAUUUACUGUUUAGGAAUGGUGAUGAAGAUGCGGUUGAUGUUGAUGUUGUUGAGAAUCCUUGUGCUUGUGCUUGAUUGAAGAAUUGAAAAACUUAGAUCUCUUUAAUCCUAUCUUCUUGAAUCAGAUUGUUGUUGUUUUUGAGAAAUUUGCAGAUUUAUUUGAUGAUUCUCAUUUGGAUGAUGUUGAAUGUUGAUAGUUUGUUGGAGUAUAUAAAAUUGCAUAUUGAAUAUUCUAAUGAUAUAUUUAUGUAUUAAAAAUAAUAAUUUUAAUGCUUUAUU